This is a messenger RNA of Mucor velutinosus, 1383 nucleotides long. RefSeq lists its product as uncharacterized. The transcript is spliced from 4 exons. Gene Ontology annotation, molecular function: 1-acylglycerophosphocholine O-acyltransferase activity; 1-acylglycerol-3-phosphate O-acyltransferase activity. Gene Ontology annotation, cellular component: endoplasmic reticulum; membrane. The coding region runs from base 1 to 1383 and encodes 460 amino acids. Lineage: Eukaryota; Fungi; Mucoromycota; Mucoromycetes; Mucorales; Mucoraceae. The record is from RefSeq and is a predicted model, not a curated record. Gene Ontology annotation, biological process: lipid modification; glycerophospholipid biosynthetic process.
AUGGAUCAUUUAUUCGCAAAGCUCUCUUCUCACCUGGGCGGCAAUGUCUCUCCUGACCAUCUGAAGCUGGCAUUCUCCAUCUUAUCCACCUAUCCAUGCGCCAUCUUGUUUAAACAUUUGAAAUCGGCCAAUGUCAAACAUGCGUUUUCCAUUCUAUACACAACGUUUAUUAUGCUGUCCAUAUUGAAAUUGUAUGACGGAUUCAUUCACAUCUUGGCCGUCUCUACUGUCAGCUAUCUCUUGUUGCGGUACUGCCGUCAUCAUCCAAAGAUUGCCUGGAUCAACUUCACACUGGUCAUGGCAAGCAUGGCUGUUUGCCACAUUGGUCGUCAAUUUAAAGGGUUUGAAGGUGAUACCGACCUCGACUACUCAGGGGCACUGAUGAUCAUUACCAUAAAACUAUCCUCCUAUGGAUUCAAUGUAUUGGAUGGCCUGCCAGCAAAUCAGAACAAACUAUCCAGCCAUACGCAGAAAAUGUGCAUUGUUACUUAUCCUACUGUACUGGAGUACUAUGGCUGGGUCUUUUUCUUUGCUGGCUUCUUGGCAGGCCCCACCUGUGAAUACAUGGAUUAUCUGCGGUUCGUAAGUUCUCCUGAAAAGGAGUAUUCAAGCAGACUUCCUGCAUUGAAGCGGCUCGGGAAAAGCUUGGUUUUUGUCAUGUUCCUGGUAUUCUUGGCUCCCAGGUUCAACUAUUUCGAAGCGCUGACGCCUGCCUGGAAAGCACAUUCGUUUUGGUACAAGAUCAUGUUUAUCCAGUUGUCUGCCUUUUUGACAAGAUGCAAGUACUACUUUAUCUGGUAUCUAUCAGAGGGAGCUUCGAUAUUGUCAGGGUUCGGAUUCAAUGGUGUCAUUGACGGAGAGCCUCAAUGGAAUAAGCUGAACAAUGUCAAUGUGCUGGAUUGUGAGUUGGCUCAAUCGUACAAGCAAUUAUCAGAGAACUGGAACAUUGGUGCCAACCACUGGCUUCGACACUAUGUGUAUUUGCGAUUUAACCCUCCUGGAUCAACAAGCACCACCCUGAAAACCUACAUUGUCUCUAGCAUGUGGCAUGGAUUUCAUCCCGGGUUUUAUAUGUUCUUCAUGACAGCCUCGCUGUUGCAAUUGAUAGCAAGACAAGUACGUAGAACCAUUCGGCCCUUCUUCUUGACAGCAGAUCAAAAGCCCAAAAAAAUCAAACGAGUGUACGAUGUGUGUACUUGGAUUGCAUCGAUGGGACUACUCAACAUGCUGGUCCCUUGCUUUGAUCUGCUUCAUAUACCCUUGAUUCUGCAAGUAUGGCGUGAGGUUUACUACUGCCAUUACAUUAUCAUUGCCCUUGGUGGCGCCAUCUUCUACUUGGCUAAACCCCAUUUGAUCCAAUUGCACAAGCAAAAACUACAGUGA